Symbiodinium necroappetens is the source of this 621-nucleotide messenger RNA. The record is from the annotation of a GenBank genome assembly. Lineage: Eukaryota; Dinophyceae; Suessiales; Symbiodiniaceae.
AUGAAACUCUAUGACGUUACUCAGGCCCCUAAUCCCCGUCGCGUGCGUAUGUUCGCUGCUGAAAAAGGAAUUGAUCUGGAGUGCGUACAGGUCGACAUGGCCAAAGGUGAACACAAAACGCCGGAAUUCCUGCAGAAAAAUCCCAGCGGUAAGAUCCCGGUGCUCGAACUGGACGAUGGUACCUGUAUAGGAGAAUCCGUUGCCAUCUGCCGUUAUCUUGAAGCCAUCCAGCCCGAACCUAACCUGUUUGGUGAAGCGCCGGUUGAGCUGGCCCAGGUAGAAAUGGUGCAUCGACAGAUUGAGCUUGAACUGUUUUCUCAGGUAGGUACGUCCUGGGUCAAUGGCCCGGUGGUGGGAAAACUGUUUGCCGGGCGGAUCGAGCAGAUACCCGCAGCCAAAGAUAAAAGCGACAAGUUGACCCACGCAUUUUAUGAGCGUCUCAAUCGGCAGCUUGCAGAAGCGCCGUAUAUCGCAGGCGAUCGGUUUACGAUUGUCGAUAUCACAACCCUGAUCAUUGUUGAUUUUGCGACGGCCAUGGUGGGAUUGAAGCCCGCAGAGGAGCUUGAAAACUUAUGGCGAUGGCACGCGCUGGUCAGCGCGCGGCCGAGUGCUUCUGCUUAA